AUGACCAGCGGCCAAUGUUAUCAAGUCUCCUUUGAUGCAGCUAGUGCAGCACAUGACACCAUUUUAAUUACCAAUAUUGAUUUAAUAGAUAUCAAUGGAAACAUUAUUCAAACUCAAUGGAUUGGUGAAAUUGAUCCAAAAGUGCAAAUGUACACACCAUACUUCAAUUUGAAUCUUGGUAUAGUUCCUGUUACUGGCUACUAUGCAUUCCAACUUACUGCGUCAGUUGAUGGGCAGACUUGUAUUCUAAAUAGUGUCGUAUUUGAAGGAAUUUAUAAUUCCAAUAGUUCUGUAACGAAAUGUCCUUGA
Messenger RNA from Ambispora gerdemannii, 309 nucleotides. The record is from the annotation of a GenBank genome assembly. NCBI's taxonomy places the organism in Eukaryota, Fungi, Glomeromycota, Glomeromycetes, Archaeosporales, Ambisporaceae.